Messenger RNA from Plasmodium gonderi, 327 nucleotides. RefSeq names its product E3 ubiquitin-protein ligase RBX1. Gene Ontology annotation, cellular component: nucleus; cullin-RING ubiquitin ligase complex. Gene Ontology annotation, biological process: ubiquitin-dependent protein catabolic process; protein ubiquitination. Lineage: Eukaryota; Apicomplexa; Aconoidasida; Haemosporida; Plasmodiidae. The record is from RefSeq and is a predicted model, not a curated record. Gene Ontology annotation, molecular function: cullin family protein binding; zinc ion binding; ubiquitin protein ligase activity. Bases 1 to 327 code for a protein of 108 amino acids. The transcript has a single exon.
AUGGUUAAUAACGAAGAGAACGAAGACAAGAAAAUUUUUAAAAUCCAUAAGUGGUCAGGAGUAGCUGCAUGGUCUUGGGACAUCAAUGUAGAUAAUUGUGCCAUUUGUAGAAAUCAUAUAAUGGACUUAUGUAUUGAAUGUCAAGCUAAGUUAAACGAAAAUGAUGGUAAUAAUAAGGAAAAAAAAAUUGACAAAGAGAGUUGUACAGUUGCAUGGGGUGUAUGUAAUCAUGCCUUUCACUUGCACUGUAUAUCAAGGUGGAUUAAGGCUCGACAAGUAUGCCCAUUAGAUAACACUCCAUGGGAAUUCCAAAAGGCAACAGAAUGA